UUUAUUAAGAGGAAGAAAACUCUUCUCUCUCUGUCCUAAAAGCCUGAAUCCGCCUAAAAAUGAGAAUUUCUAUGCAAGAUAUACUAUAUUAUAUAUAUAAUACAUGUUAAUAUUAUGCUCUUUCACAGAGUGCAAAAACAUAGGUACUGUUUCUAAUGAUAUAGAUAUUUUGUGUCGGUUGAAAUCUGUUUUGACGGAUCUAAAAAAUACCAAAACAGUACUCGGUAUUUCCAAGCGGUCAAAUAUCUUACCUUGGGUACUUUGAUCGUGCACAAUCUAGCUUGAUCUGUUAAGAUCACGUUUUCAAUUAAUCGCAAAUAUGGAAUCAAUGCGUAUAUGCCCACUGAUGUGACUCUGAUUGUAGACGUAGAUUGUGUACGAUGUAGCAGACGUCCAAUGUGAACCCCUGUCUACAAUAUCGCAUCAGUGGUCUCAUAUUUGGCGUCAUUGGUCUUUAGGUUAUCCUGUCAAAAGCGUUAGUUAAAAAUGUAUACUUACGCUUGAGUAUUUUUAUAUUAUAUUACAUUAUAUUAUUCACAAAUAAAACAGAGACGAUGGCAGAAGUAAUCGAGUUACGUCCUAACAAAGAUUUAAUAAAUUCGUCUUUUGAAAAGUAUCAGUUUUCCACUGAUGUUAUUCCUAUAACUUCAGAAGUUAUAUUAAAAAAUCAUGUAUAUAGAUUAGAGCCAAAUCAUGAUCAAGAAUCCUGGUUGGAAGCAAGAUUAUUUGCAUUUCAUAAUCAUUUAUUUAAGAAUGCUUAUGAUUUAUCAUGUUGGUUUAUUGAUGAAGAUUGGGUUGUCUGGUGUUUGGAUAAAGAUGGUUCUUUAGAUCAAAUAUAUGAACUACAUACUACAAAGACAAAUUUAUCAAAAGUAAAAUAUAACCCAUCCAUUGGAUUUACUUCUAAUCAAAUUAUAGCAGUUUCGGAUGGUGGCGAAAGACUGGAUAUAUUGAUAGGAGAUACAAAACAGGUUAUAAGAGUUCUUCUGUUAAAUACUGUAGAACCUGGAGUUAUCAUGAAUGUGCAACAUGUAGAAAAAAGCUCAAAAAUUAUUAUAACCAUGUGUACCAUUGCUGCAGAUAAUGAUCAAAAGAAAUAUACACAGCUCAUAUUAUUAUCAUAUGCCUUAGAAUAUGCAGAAAAUGAAAUAAAAAGUAUUACUUAUAUAGAUAAACAAAUAUUGAAAGUACAGGGUACUGUAGACUAUGUGUAUGUAGAAGAAAAUGGUAAUUAUUUGCAUUCUAUUUGUCAAGACACUAUUAAUUUUGAAAACAAAAAUGUGCAAGAAUCUGAAAGUAAAAUAGAGCAAUCAAGUACUGAUUCGCAAAUUAAGAUUCCAAAAUAUUACUGGUCACAGAAUGAAGAUUCAAUUACUGUUUGGGUAAAGAUACCAAAACAACACAACACUAAAGAACCUAAAAUAAACAUCAAACCAUUAGAAUUAUCUGUUGUAAUAGACAAUGAAAUAUUAAUACAAGGAGAAUGUCAACAUAGAUUAGAGGAGAAUACAGCAACUUGGAGACACAAACAAGAUACGUUGCAAAUUGAUCUAAGUAAGUAUGAAAAUGGAUUAAUGUGGAGUGAAUUAAUCAAAGGUGACACAGGAGGUGAAUGCUUACCCAAUGAAGAUUUAGCUGCAGAAAUUCAUGCAAGGCUGGCACACUUGUGUACAGAUCAGCAAAAUAAUAGUACUGGAGAAGGACAACCUUGCGUGGGAUUUAAUGCUGAACAAUUAGAAGAGUGUGAUAUGGAGGGAAAGGAUAAUUUUCUACAAAGAAUUAAUCUUUUUACGCAAACAACCACACAUGUAGCUAGACUAGGAAGCAACAAUCAUAUGUUGUUCACAUACAAAAGAAAGCAUGGACAAACAGUAUGCCUAAGGCAUGAUCACGAUGCUUGUGUUUGGAUAAUAGAUGAUGCACAAGAUGAUAUUCAGUGGAGUAUAAAACAUAUGUACAGUUUUCCUGGAUUUGGCUAUGUUGAAGCCAGUAAAACCAAUAAAAAGUAUUGUGUUUCUCCGACUGAUGGUUCAUAUGUAGCUGUAGUAGAACACACUAGGCAUGUAUUUUUAUAUGACAGAGCUGAUGUUGGAGUAAGAACUGCCAAACAGAGGAUCGUGGAUUUAAAUUGUGAAAACUCUCCCAUUAUGGGUGUCGUGGCGACAAAUAAAUAUUUAAUUGUACUUUCAAAAGACAAAUUAUAUCGUUUACAAAUCUACACGUGAUAUAAUUGUACAAUGAUCUACUUACAAUGAUUAAGAUAUAUAAAUUAUUAUAAAUACUUUUUUUGCAUA
Linepithema humile (Argentine ant) is the source of this 2294-nucleotide messenger RNA. RefSeq names its product nudC domain-containing protein 1. NCBI's taxonomy places the organism in Eukaryota, Metazoa, Arthropoda, Insecta, Hymenoptera, Formicidae. The record is from RefSeq and is a predicted model, not a curated record.